AUGGAAAGGAUAUCCAUAUGGAAAUAUUGUACGAAUGGUACAGGUUUAACCGAAUUUGGGUUACGUUUCAGUGAUUUAAACUCUUAUAGGAAUGGAUUAUUAAUGUACACAAGUAUUGAACAAGCAUUUGAUCGAAAAGAAUUAUGCUUUAUCUAUAAUCCAUUUCAAGGUGAAUUGGUACUAAAAAUCUUACAUAAAGGUUAUGGUGGUAUUAUGGAAACUAUGGUUUUAGAUAAAAAUGAUCAAAAUUUAUAUAAAAAUUAUAUAAAAUUCAAAGAUAUUGACGGAAAGGCCUUAAGUUUGCCUUUAAAUGUUUAUCCAUUUAGAAGAUUAUUGAACUGGGAUGCCAGAUGUGCUCACGAAUAUGCCAAAAACAAGAAAUGGAUACCGGAAAAUGACAAUUUUGAAGAUUUUUAUGAUUUAUCGGAUUUAGUAUCUCUUCCUGGCGAUGAUUUAAAUGAACAAGAAAUUUAUUAA
Rotaria sp. Silwood2 is the source of this 477-nucleotide messenger RNA. The record is from the annotation of a GenBank genome assembly. NCBI's taxonomy places the organism in Eukaryota, Metazoa, Rotifera, Eurotatoria, Philodinida, Philodinidae.